Messenger RNA from Rotaria sordida, 675 nucleotides. NCBI's taxonomy places the organism in Eukaryota, Metazoa, Rotifera, Eurotatoria, Philodinida, Philodinidae. The record is from the annotation of a GenBank genome assembly.
AUGAAUUAUACUGGAUAUCAUUAUCCACUUCCAUCAACAGUACCAUCAGAUCUUGAACAAGAUAUGUUUUAUUCGAGAUAUAUUGAACGGUUAUUUUUGAAUUUCAAUAAAUCAAUAAUUCUUUCGAAUUAUCGUUUUAUUCAUGUAAACUCACUUGAGCUUGCUGGUCCUACAUUACCAUCAAUACAUUAUCUUAUAUCUAUUGUUAAUCUUAAUCAAAUAAAAGAACUUGAUAUUUCACGUAUUGAAAAUAUAUCAAUUGGUGAAAUUCAUUUAUUACUUGAACAUACUCCUCGUUUAAAUCAUUUGAAAUUUCAAAAUUGGAUUCCAUUAUUUAAACCACCUUUACAUAUUUAUUCAUUUACGACUAAGCACUGGAGUUUAUCGAAUGAUUUAGAUUUAUUUUGUCGUAUGUUUUCACAUGUUAAAUCUUUAAAAAUAGAUAUUAUAUCACUUAAAAUGAUGAUUGAAUUAAUUAAUCGAUUGAAAUAUCUUGAGAAUGUUGUUUUUUGGUACAAUUUUGAAAAGCAUGCUCCUUUUAUUUCAAUGAAUUGGCUACGACGAAAUAUAUGGGGUCUUCGACGAAAGAAUUUUACAUAUAAAGAAGAUGAUUAUUAUAUGCUUCUAUCCAUUGGAAACAAACGAAAAACAAACAAUAAAUACUCAAGUUUUUGA